AUGAACUUCUACUUCGAUGCUGCUAAGGUUCUCGACAAACUUGACGCAAAACAAGGCUCUAUCAAGGGUAUAAUAUCCACUCUUCCUGAGAAGGAUAGGAAGCGGACCGCAGCUCUGGUUAUUGAGACUCUCAGAUACAAGGCCGUUCUAAACGAUAUCAUCCACGCCGCCGAGCUUCUCAAACACGAGCGACAGAAGCUUACCUCUCCAAACCUUGCACUCCUCCUCGUACAUGAUCUCCUCUUUUCAAAAGGGAAAAUACAGGCUGGUGACGGCCCUAUCAAGCAAGCCGUGCUGAGGCAUAAGACACGACUACAAUCUGAGUUGACGAAGAUCAAGGUUAAGCGUGGGGUCAAGUCGAUUUCGGACCUUGCUCACGGAGGUGAUGAACGAGCGGAUCUCAUUCCGCGUUAUGUGCGCGUGAACACCGUACUUUGGUCAACUGAGGAGGCCAUUAAGUGCUUCCUUUCGCAUGGAUAUGUGGAAGACGGGGACCCACUCGAUUCAAAGAAAACUGUGCAAUGCGACCAGCACAUUCCUAACCUCCUUCUUUUCCAUCCCUUAGCGUCUUUUAACGAUAGCCCUCUGUUAUCGUCGGGUAAAAUUAUCCUUCAAGAUAAAGCGUCAUGUUUUCCCGCAAUGAUCCUUUCCCCGCCCGCGCAUACACAGACGCGUGCGAUUGACGCAACGGCGGCUCCCGGAAACAAGACUACGCUCCUAAGCGCUAUUAUGAAGGGCCGCGGGAAGCUAUACGCAUUUGAACGCGACAAGAAGCGUUUUGCGACCCUAAAGAAGAUGGUGGAAAAGGCUCAUUGCGGUAACGUUGAGCCGACGAAUGUGGACUUCAUGUCGGUCGACCCGCAUGACUCGAAAUAUGCCGGGGUCUCUCACAUCCUUCUGGAUCCGUCCUGCAGUGGUUCUGGGAUCGUCAACCGCCUGGAUCAUCUACUCGAUACAGAGGACGAGGAUGAGAUUGAGGGCGGCCAAGACGAACGAUUACAGAAGCUCGCAGCUUUUCAGCUACUGAUGAUCAAACACGCCAUGAAAUUUCCCGCAGUCACGAAGAUAGUCUACUCAACAUGCAGUGUCCAUGCGGUAGAGAACGAGGACGUCGUCUCUCAGGCACUAGCGUCUGAUGAGGCGAAAGAGGGGCAUUUCGUUCUCGCUAGUAGAAACGAGGUCCUACCAACAUGGCCGCGUAGAGGAUUACCAGCAAGAAUGCCGGGGUAUAAUUCAGAGUCGUUGGUCCGAUGCGUACCAGGUGAAGACCACACAAACGGCUUCUUCGUCUCCUGCUUCGUCCGCGAGAAAGACGGCGGUAACCCCGACUUCAACCGUAAAGAGUGCGAAAAUAGUUUACCAAAUGAAGGCUUAACUCCUCAAGGGAAACGUCCAGCAAGCCAAUACGAAGACAACGAAGAAAUCAAAGUUACGAACACGCCGGAACGUCAAUCGAUCGAGGUCAGCGCCGACAGGCGCAAGAAACGAAGAAAGCGAUCGAAAAAGCAGCAUUGA
Fomitiporia mediterranea MF3/22 is the source of this 1515-nucleotide messenger RNA. Its product is annotated as S-adenosyl-L-methionine-dependent methyltransferase. The record is from RefSeq and is a predicted model, not a curated record. The transcript has 10 exons. Bases 1 to 1515 code for a protein of 504 amino acids. Gene Ontology annotation, cellular component: nucleolus. Gene Ontology annotation, biological process: rRNA base methylation. Gene Ontology annotation, molecular function: methyltransferase activity. Lineage: Eukaryota; Fungi; Basidiomycota; Agaricomycetes; Hymenochaetales; Hymenochaetaceae.